This is a messenger RNA of Owenia fusiformis, 1595 nucleotides long. The record is from the annotation of a GenBank genome assembly. NCBI's taxonomy places the organism in Eukaryota, Metazoa, Annelida, Polychaeta, Sabellida, Oweniidae.
UUUCUCCGCAAUGGAUAGGUCAGGAUUUAAAAUCACUAAAACAAUGAAGGUGAAUGUAAAUGACGUCAGUGAGGCACCCCUUGAUAUUUUUAUUGGAAACUCAAAGAACACAACGCUGCAGAUUUUCGAAAAUGAAAUCGGUGCAUUAAUUGGAGAGCUUCAUGUAAUCGCCGAGAGCAAAAAUACAGAUUAUAGUAUCAUUAUCACCGAUGAUCCGUCUGGAUUAUUUGAAAUUAAAGACAUGGUUUUGUCAUUGAAAGAAUCAUCAUCUUUGGACUAUGAGGAUAAUGGUUAUUAUGCAAUAAAUCUGAAGGCAAUUGAUAACUCCAACGAUGACCUUUAUAUUUCUAAAACCUUCACGAUAGAAGUUACUGAUGUCAACGAACAGCCUACUGAAUUGAUACUAACAAAUACGAUUGUUAAAUCUUCAGGGAAAAGUGGAGAAACUGUUGGACGUUUCUAUGCAAUCGAUCCUGACAACACAUACCAAACAACACAAAAAUUUGAAUAUAAACUUCAAGAUGGGGAUAGUUAUUUCCAAAUUGUCGGGGAAACGUUGACUAUCAAACAAUCAAACUUCACAGAUAUGGACAAUGUUGACAUCACAGUAACUGUUACAGAUGAUGGUUUUCCACCACUGAGUCGCGAUUUCCGAAUCCUGUUAACAAUCAAACAUGAUAUAGAGCUUCCGUUUAAUUUCGAACUAUUGGGCAAUUAUAUAGACGAGAAUUCUCAUCUUGGAACUACUGUUGGUAGAUUAGGUAUUGUCGGGAGUAAACAUUACAAUAGCAUGACAAAUGUACAUUACAUGGUGCAAGGGAAUGUACCAUUUAGAGUCCAAAAUGACAAGGUUGUAGUUGACGGAAUACUAGAUUAUGAAUUGGUGAAGAUGUAUGAUAUUGAAAUUAUGGCAGUUAACAAAUUAGAUACCUCACUAAAGCUGAGCAAGCAUUUCAAAGUAACAAUCAACGAUGUUAAUGAGAAACCAACUAUUAUCUCAAUAACGAGUCCUGAUAACAGAAAGGAUGUCAUAAUCGAUGAUGACAUGGAAGAUGGAGCCGUUGUAGGACAAAUAGCAUCAGAAGACUCGGAAGAUGGUACAUUGGAAGUUAACAUAGUAAAUGGGUCCCUGUCUAGAAUACUCUACGUUGGCGCAACCGACUGCAUGUCCCUACUAAAUAAGACAAAGAGAACAAGAUGUACAAGUCAGAUCUUCAUCCAAAGAAUGUACAUUUUGCCUAAAUCGACAACGAUGGACUUGGAGGUUGAAGUUCAAGAUCAAGGAGGAGAGACUAGUAGGGGUUCAAUUCAAUGUCAGUUACAACACAUAAAUCACCCACCAACAGACAUAGUUCUCGGGAACGCUGUAUUAAAAGGGAUUCAAGAGAACACUAACGAAAUAGGUAUCAAAAUAACAACCAUCGAUGCUGAUCCUAUGGACCAUCAUAAUUACACCAUCAGCGGAGACACUUUCCAGAUUGAUGGCGGAAUAAUGCGAUUAAACCCUGGAGUGAUAUUAGAUUAUGAAACAAUACAAGAAAUUACCAUAAAUAUUACAUCUCGGGAUGAUGGAUUUCCAAAUAUGUCAUUGGCAA